CCCUGCCGAGCAGACCGUGUUUUUGGGGAUUCUUGUAUUUUUUUUAAUAACUUAACCAGAUUUAUUAAAUAAAAUAUAUAUUAAUCAUGGCUUCCAUAUUACGGACGGGUAAAUUGCUGCGUUAUUUUGCCGGAUUCACACGAAACGUGGUGGUCAAUUCGGUGCGUGAGAACGAGAGCAGCAAUCUGCUGACCAAUGCCCCAUGUAUUUGCGGCCAGUUUCAAAACUUUGCCAGCAAUGCGGCAGCUCCCAAAUCGGAAUUGAGCCUGGACAGGCAAAUCAAACGACUUGAUCAGGAUGUACGACGCAUUGGACGCAUUUCUCGACGUGAUCUGGAGGAGGUACUCGAUGAAAUACGCACACAUCGUACAGCGACAAGCUCCCAGUCGCUCCUGGUGAUCCGUUGUUGUGGCAAUCUGGUGCCCGAGGAGUUACCCGAAGUGCGUACAGCUUUGGUUCAGGAAAUUUGGAAAACGCUGAAUGCCCUCAAUGUGCCCAUGGACAUCUCUCACUACAAUGCCCUGUUGCGGGUCUAUCUGGAAAAUGAGCAUCAAUUUGCUCCAACCGAUUUUCUAGCCGAGAUCGAGGCCAAAGGCAUUGAACCGAAUCGUGUUACCUACCAAAGAUUAAUCGCACGCUAUUGCCAGCAGGGGGAUAUAGAAGGAGCCACAAGGAUACUGGAAUUUAUGCGGGGUAAAAGCUUGCCAGUGAAUGAAAAUGUCUUUAACUCGCUGAUCUUGGGACACUCACAGGCCAAUGAUUUGGAAUCCGCCAAGGGCAUUCUGGGCGUGAUGAAACAAGCUGGCUUGGAACCCAGUGCAGAUACAUAUACCACCCUGUUGUGUGCCUUCGCCCGUCAUGGAGAUCUGGCGGCGUUGCACGAAACUUUGGCCGAGUGUGAGCAGAAAGAGAUUAUCUUGCUGGACAAGGAUUUACUGGACAUUGUUUAUACCCUAACCAUCCAUGGCAAUGGUGAAAAGUCAGAUGAAGUGCUAAGCAAAUUGCGCAUAUCGCCGGGAUUCAAUCAGGAUGCCGUAAAUAUUAUACUACGCCUGGUCAACAAGGGUUUCGAGGAUGUGGCCCUGAAAUUGCUCCGUCUAAUGCCAAGAACAACACGUGUCAAUGGCGAACAAGUCGAUGUGGGAGCCUUCUUUGUCCGGCAAUUGGUUAAGGCAAAUCGACCGGUGGAAAAGAUUUUGUCCAUUUGCAGAACCCUCCAAGCUGAGGGUCUCAAUCCAAAGGCUCUAACAAUUGCCACCGAAGCGGGUCUGACUAACGGCGUGGUGAACAAUGCUCUGCCCCUGUUGCAGGAGAUGAAGAACGCUGGACUACCCAUUAGACAGCAUUAUUUCUGGCCCUUGUUCUGCUCCGUGGAGUCCAAUCAAGUGCUGGAUAUUGUGCGACGCAUGCAGCAGGAAUUCUCAUUGUACCCGAAUUCAGAGACAAUUCGAGAUUAUGUUAUACCCAAUCUCAAGGAGAAGAACUGGGAUCGCAUUGUGACGUCUCUCAGGGAUGCCGGAGUACCAAAUUCUACGGCAGUCACUUCUGCCGUAUAUUCCGCCUUGGUCACUCAUCAAUUGGCCGAUGCGGCAAAAAUAAUGGAACAAAGUCGUGCGUACUAUGUGCCUAUCCUGUUCCGCCAACCGUUGAUUCUAGCUCUCAGCCAUACCAAGGAUUAUGCUUCGUUUAUCCGCUGCGUCAGACAAAUCCAUGAGGGCUUGCAGCUGCGUGCCAACAACAAGUCGGAAGCGGCGACUGCCGAGGAAGACCAGGUGGCCAGUGAUGGCGAAGCUCCCACUACCACAAGUGUGGCAAACGAUGUGGUGGGCAGCAUAGUGCAUGAGGCAGCAAUUUACUUUAAGCGCGAACGUGUCCCGAUUCUAGAGAAGAUUCUCGAAGGUUUGGUCAAACAGGGUCUAUCCAUAAGUAGUGGCAAAGCCACCGUUCUGUCCGAGCUAAUAGGCUCUGAGAUGACACCCAAAGUAUCCGAAUUGCUGGGCAAACUCAGCUCCGGCGAACUGGAACCCACGCCCUUGCCCAACAGUGGUAAACGUACCUUGGAUUCCCUCUCCAUUGAUGAACUGGAACGUUUCAUAGUCAAUGUGGAGGCCAAGGGUGAGAACGCCAAUAAUAUUAAGCGCCAACUAUUGAACGCCUGUUUCCGCUCACAAAAUCUCGAGAAGACAUUGCAGGUCAUUGAGAAAUUGGAAACUGAGAAAUUCCAAAUUCCCAUUGGCAUCUAUGCCCAGUUGAUUGAUCUUUACACCCAUCAUAAACGCAGCUCUGAUGCUUUGGCCUACUAUGCGAAAUUGAAGGCCAAGGAAUCGAGUUUCCAAUUGGACAACUUCAAGGCAGUUCGUCUAGCUGAUCUCCUGUUGCAAGAAGAACGUGUGGAGGAGGCUUUCAAAGUGCUGGAGGAGAAUAAGAAGGAUGCAGUGUUCAAUGAGAGCGAGGGUAGCUUCAACUAUGUCAGCACUGUGUGGCGGGUGCUGAAUGCCCUGGCCGAGGCGGGUCAGCCGGAGAAACUGAAGCGUCUCUUCGAUGCUUUAGUGUCUCAUAAUUAUAUUGUGCCCACCAAUGUGCUGUUGGGUCCAUUGAUUAAAGUUCACCUGGCCAAGGAUGACAUACCUAAAGCCAUCGAUACCUUCGAGGAGAUUUGCCAGAAAUAUAAAUCUACCCCCUGGAAGAACGAAUUGGCCUGUCGCCUCAUCCAAAAGGAGGAUGCAACGAAUCUGCAGCGCUUAACCGAUCUGAGCACAGGUAUCCACGGUGAAGUGAAUAGUUUGUACGAUUUGGUCUUCUCCUUCGUGGAAUGUGGUCGUGUGCGUCAAGCUCGCAAGAUUCUGGAGACGCCUGGUCUUCGCACACGUCCUCAGAGGAUAAGCAGUGCCUGUGAUCGUUACCGCAGCGAAGGAUUGCUGCAACCCCUCGAGGGAUUGAUCGAAGCCACCAAAGAUUUGGGUCACAUUGAUAGAAAUAAGAUUUAUUACACACUUCUGCUUAGCUACGACAAGGCCGACGAGGCCGAAAAGGCUUUAGGCCUGUGGACAAAAAUGCAAGAGGAGGCGGUACAACCCACCGAUGGUUUCCUCCUCAAACUGACCGAGUUGCUCAAGCGCAAGAACAUUGAAGUGCCAUUUAUUGUGCCAGAAACUCAACAGACGACUAAAGCUGCAAAGCGCUCAAAGAGGCAAAUAAAUUCCGAGGAAGCUAAGCAGGAACAAGCAUCAGCUCCAGCUCCACUCAAAAAGGAACCAGAGGCAAAGAAAGUUGCAGCUGCCCCAGCGGCACCCAAACCCCCCUCCAAUGUGACCGGUUUCCGGAAAGCCAUAUUGGCCAAUGAUGUAGAUGGAGCCAUUGCCUUCAAGAGGAACUUUAUUAGUGGCGAAAAAGUCAGUGCACUGGAUACAUCACGACUCAUAGAACUCCUGGUACGGGCCGACCGCCUGACUGAGGCCACCAAAUAUGUUGAAGAACUUCUGGCCGAGAAACUUCAUCCGCAGCCAAAGAUUUUCAAAUUCUAUUUGAAUAAAAUUGCCGCCUCCGGGGAUUUGGAUAAUCUACGUAAAAUUGGCCAACAAUUGAACGAUGAACAGAAGCGACUUGUGUCCUUCGAUAAUCGUUAUUGUCAUGCCAAUAUAGUGGCUGGCAAGGCGAGCGAGUUCCUCAAGCAAUUGAGCACAGAAAUUGAUGCUGUUAAGACGCCCGAGGAGGCAGCUAAACAGGCGGAGAAAUUCCCACGUGGCGGUGCAGUGGGCAUACUGGAGAAACACCCCGAAUUGGUGGCGCAAUAUGAAUCAUUGGCUGAGAAGUUUGCUGGACACAAUCAAUUGGGUCCCAUGAAUGUAUUGUGGAUGCAUUUAAUAUCCAAUGGCCAGGAGGUGGCCUCCAAGCAAAUCUGGGAUAAAUAUCUCUCAAGUGCUCCUCGACUCAUGUUCCAGCGUGUGCUGCAAACGGCUAGAGAACAGCAAGACGAGAAACUGGCCUCCACAGUGAUUUCCCAGUUAAGGGGCAGCAAAAUAUCUGAGGGUGCCAUUGGCAAUGCCUAUUCCUGUUUAAUUGACAUUCAGACCACCAAAGGCAACACGGACAAAGCCUUGGAUGUUGUCGCCAAUGCCAUUAAGGAUGUUUCCCUGGAGAAUAUCAAUCGCACCGCUUUGUUGCGUCUCAAACAGGCCGUCGAGGAGAAAUCACAGAAAUUCCCCUACACAAUACCAGAGAAGAAGACGAAAGCAAACGAUUCUAGCUCCUCAUCCUCCUCGUCGAGCAGCGAUGAUGAUGUCUCACCAAAAAUACCUGAAACAGUUCCACACAAGCCAGGAAACGUUUAGUUUAACCGAAUCGUGUUCGAGAUCCUUCGUUUUCUAGUUUAAUCCUAAAAUAAUUACUUAUUAUUUUUGUUAAGUAUUUACAUACGGCUAAAUAUGUUGCAAGAACAUAUAAUAAAUUUAAUUGUUUUCA
Messenger RNA from Drosophila willistoni, 4461 nucleotides. It is a transcript of the gene bsf, whose product is annotated as leucine-rich PPR motif-containing protein, mitochondrial. Gene Ontology annotation, molecular function: protein binding. The record is from RefSeq and is a predicted model, not a curated record. The transcript has 5 exons. NCBI's taxonomy places the organism in Eukaryota, Metazoa, Arthropoda, Insecta, Diptera, Drosophilidae. The coding region runs from base 87 to 4331 and encodes 1414 amino acids.